AUGCCCCAUCUGAACGGCAACGGCAACGGCACUCAGGCUCCCGCUGCCGCCACGAGCCACUUGCCGUCCGAGCCUGAGUUUGAACAAGCCUAUAAAGAGCUCGCCAGCACCCUCGAGGACAGCACCCUCUUCCGCGAGCACCCCGAGUACCGCACAGCCUUGGCCGUUGCCGCCGUCCCAGAGCGUGUGAUUCAGUUCCGUGUUGUGUGGGAGGAUGACAAUGGCCAGUUGCAGGUGAACCGGGGCUUCAGAGUGCAGUUCAACUCGGCUCUGGGUCCAUACAAGGGUGGCUUGCGAUUUCACCCUACUGUCAACCUGUCCAUCCUCAAGUUCCUUGGUUUUGAGCAGAUUUUCAAGAAUGCCCUCACUGGAUUGAGCAUGGGCGGUGGCAAAGGCGGUGCCGACUUCGACCCCAAGGGCAAGUCUGAUGGCGAAAUCCGUCGCUUCUGCCAGGCCUUCAUGCGCGAGCUGUCCAAGCACAUUGGCGCGGAUACCGACGUGCCCGCCGGUGAUAUUGGCGUUUCCGGCCGAGAGAUUGGCUACAUGUACGGCGCGUAUCGACAGGCCAGAAACCGCUGGGAGGGUGUGUUGACUGGAAAGGGAUUGAGCUGGGGUGGCUCUCUUAUCCGACCCGAGGCCACUGGUUACGGUCUCAUCUACUAUGUGGAACACAUGCUCGAGUACGCCGGUCGUGGUACUUUUGCCGGCAAGAAGGUGGCCAUCUCUGGCUCCGGCAACGUCGCCCAAUACGCCGCUCUCAAGUGCAUUGAACUCGGCGCCACUGUCGUCUCGCUCUCCGACUCCAAGGGCUCGCUUGUCGCCACCGCCGACAAGCCCUUCACGGCGGAACACGUUGAUCAGAUUGCCGGCCUCAAGGUCCAGCGACGCGCUCUGUCCGACUUUGACCACGCCGGCCGAUACAAGUACAUUGACGGCGCUCGUCCGUGGACGCACGUGGGCGCCGUGGACGUUGCACUGCCCUGCGCGACCCAGAACGAGGUCAGCAAGGACGAGGCCGAGUCUCUCAUUGCCAGCGGAGUCGUCGCCGUUGCCGAGGGCUCCAACAUGGGCUGCACCCAGGAGGCAAUUGACUUGUUUGAGGCUGAGCGACGCAAGAAGGGCGGCGAGGCCAUUUGGUAUGCGCCCGGCAAGGCUGCCAACUGCGGCGGCGUUGCCGUCUCUGGACUGGAGAUGGCCCAGAACUCUCAGCGUCUCACCUGGACCGCCAAGGAGGUCGACGACAAGCUCAAGAGCAUCAUGAAGAACGCCUUCACCAACGGCCUCGAGACGGCAAAGAAGUACGUCGAGGCCAAGGACGGCGAGCUGCCUUCUCUCGUGGCCGGCAGCAACAUUGCUGGAUUUGUCAAGGUUGCACAGGCUAUGCACGACCAGGGUGACUGGUGGGCCUAA
This is a messenger RNA of Metarhizium acridum CQMa 102, 1410 nucleotides long. RefSeq names its product NADP-dependent glutamate dehydrogenase. NCBI's taxonomy places the organism in Eukaryota, Fungi, Ascomycota, Sordariomycetes, Hypocreales, Clavicipitaceae. The record is from RefSeq and is a predicted model, not a curated record. Gene Ontology annotation, molecular function: L-glutamate dehydrogenase (NADP+) activity. Gene Ontology annotation, cellular component: cytosol.